AAUGGUUUUACCCAGCGGGCUGUGCGCCGCCGCUCCCCGCCGCCGGCGCUGCUCGCUCCGCGGCCAUGGCGUUCACGUUCGCGGCCUUCUGCUACAUGCUGGCGCUGCUGCUCACCGCCGCGCUCAUCUUCUUCGCCAUCUGGCACAUUAUAGCAUUUGAUGAGCUGAAGACUGAUUACAAGAAUCCUAUAGACCAGUGUAAUACCCUGAAUCCUCUUGUACUUCCAGAGUACCUCAUCCAUGCUUUCUUCUGUGUCAUGUUUCUUUGUGCAGCAGAGUGGCUUACACUGGGUCUCAAUAUGCCCCUCUUGGCAUAUCAUAUUUGGAGGUAUAUGAGUAGACCAGUGAUGAGUGGACCGGGACUCUAUGACCCCACAACCAUCAUGAAUGCAGAUAUUCUAGCAUAUUGUCAGAAAGAAGGAUGGUGCAAAUUAGCUUUUUAUCUUCUAGCAUUUUUUUACUACCUAUACGGCAUGAUCUAUGUUUUGGUAAGCUCUUAGAACAGCGCUCAGAAGAAUCGGGCCAGUUCAGUGCAUGCACAAAGCCACCACGUGGAGGGCUUCUAUCCAGCAAGACCCUGUUUCCAAGAGUAGCCUAUGGAAUCUGAUCAGUUACUUUAAAAAAUGACUCAUUAUUUUUUAAAUGUUUCCACAUUUUUUGCUUGUGGAAAGACUGUUUUCAUAUGUUAUACUCGGAUAAAGAAUUUAAAUGGAAUUACGUAUACAUUAAUAUCAAAUGAUUACCUCUGGUGUUGACAGGUUGGACUUGCACUCCUUAAGGAACAGCCAUAAUCCCUUGAAUGAUUGUAUUAAUUAUUGACUGUCCUUACUCCAUUGGAAGCUCGUGUUUAUAGGAACUUGUAGGGCUCAUUGGUUUUACUGAAAUUCCAUCUAAUUAUAAAUUAGCUGUAGAUACCAGGUGCUUCUGAUGAACUGAAAAUAGAUAUCUAGCCUGUGGGAACCAUCAUGGUUUCCUCAUCUAUCAUGUAGAAGAUUAUAUAUGGAUACAUUAAAAACAUAAGAGUGGGAUGUUUUCCCUUUGACUUGAAUAUUAUCCCUGUAUAUUGCAUGAAUGAGAGAUUUCCCAUAUUUCAACCAGAGUAAUAACUUGCUUUAAUUCUUAAGCAUAAGUGAACAUGAUAUAAAAAUAUAUGCUGAAUUACUUGCAAAGAAUGCAUUUAAAGCUAUUUUAAAUGUGUUUUAAUUUGUAAGACAUUACUUAUUAAGAAAUUGGUUAUUAUACUUGCUGCUUUAAUCUGGUGGUAAAGGUAUUCUUAAGAAUUUGCAAGUACUUUAGAUUUUCAAAACUGAAUGAGAGAGAACAUUGUAUAACCGCCCUGCUGUUCCUUUAGUGCAAUACAAUAAAACUCUGAAAUUAAGGCUUAUUUUCAGUGCAUUGUUUUAAAGGCUACAAAUAGCUAUUUCUUAAACUUGCUUAAUCCAUAAUAAAGAUAUGUUACUGUCCGUUUUUUAAGCAGAUAGUAGAGUA
Equus caballus (horse) is the source of this 1488-nucleotide messenger RNA. It is a transcript of the gene CNIH1, whose product is annotated as cornichon family AMPA receptor auxiliary protein 1. The record is from RefSeq and is a predicted model, not a curated record. Gene Ontology annotation, cellular component: COPII-coated ER to Golgi transport vesicle; endoplasmic reticulum membrane. Gene Ontology annotation, biological process: endoplasmic reticulum to Golgi vesicle-mediated transport. Lineage: Eukaryota; Metazoa; Chordata; Mammalia; Perissodactyla; Equidae.